This is a messenger RNA of Rhagoletis zephyria (snowberry fruit fly), 795 nucleotides long. The record is from RefSeq and is a predicted model, not a curated record. NCBI's taxonomy places the organism in Eukaryota, Metazoa, Arthropoda, Insecta, Diptera, Tephritidae.
AUGUUUAUGACUCGAUCAGAGUACGAUCGCGGCGUCAACACCUUCUCACCGGAGGGACGUCUGUUCCAGGUGGAAUACGCGAUUGAAGCCAUUAAGCUUGGAUCAACUGCCAUCGCUAUCAAGUGCGUGGAUGGCGUUCUGCUGGCGGUGGAGAAACGCGUCUCCUCUCCACUGAUGGACGCCUCGGCCACGGAGAAGAUCUCGGAGAUUGACAAGCACGUCGCCUGUGCUUGCUCCGGUCUGAUGGCCGACGCUCGCACCAUGGUCGACCGGGCUCGAGUGGAGGCUCAGCACCACUGGUUCCUCUACAACGAGAAGAUGUCCGUAGAGAGCUGCACCCAGGCGGUCGCCAACUUGGCCAUUCAGUUCGGCGACAGCGACAAUGAAGGCAGUGCAAUGAGUCGUCCCUUUGGACUGGCCAUUCUCUUUGCCGGCGUCGACAAUGACGUCGGUCCGGCCCUCUACUUCAUGGACCCGUCGGGAACCUACGUCUCCUGUGAGGCAAAGGCCAUCGGAUCAGGCUGCGAGGGCGCUCAACAGGCUCUUCAGGAGAGCUACAACAAGUCCAUCACCAUUGAUGAAGCGCUGAAGACAGUUCUGAAGAUUCUGAAGCAGGUCAUGGAGGAGAAGCUCAGCUCGACGAACGUCGAGGUGGCCACCAUCACCAAGGACAAGGGCUACCACAUGUGGACGAAGGAGGAGCUAGAGAGAUACCUGUCAGCGUUAUUAUUAUCUUCAACUACACCACCAUUACGUCGGCAGCUCUCUCUCUCCCUUCCCAAUUUCCAUCCAUAA